AUGAAAUUUCUCUGUCUUUAUGGGGGCGGGACAGGCGAGCAGUUGUUCAAGGAACAGCUAGAGCCCCUCAACGCUGCAUUGUCUGCUGAAUACCAGGUCCAAUUCCAAUAUGCGAAACCGUUGCAUGAAAUACCAUUUAUCUCAGCCGAUCUGGCUGCAUAUGCAGGCCCAGGACCAUACCUGCGGUAUGUUGAGUAUCCCCAGGAAGCCACUGUACCAGGUCUGCUCCAAGAAAUCGAUGGAACCGGGAUGGACAGUGCUGAGCAGGUAUGGCGCGAUGCGUUCGACUGGUUCUAUCCAAAGGGAUUGGACGAGCAGCGUCAGUUCAAGGAGAGCAUUGGCCGGUCUGUUGGGUAUCUGAAUGAUAUAAUUGACCAAGAUGGGCCCUUUGAUGGUCUAAUUGGGUACUGUGAAGGAGCUUCAAUCGGGGCUGCGCUCAUUUUCGACCGCCUAACUCGCCAAGCCCCUAAUCCGUUCAAGUGUGCGCUCUUUUACGGUGGAUACGCCCCCUACGUUUCCAAUGGGUCCAAGUUCGUUCUCGCCGAUGAGGUCGGGACGGUCUUCCACUUUCCCACUUGCCAUGUCAUCGGAUCGGAUGACCCCAUGAUCGACGGCUGCAGAACGUUGUUGAACCUAUGUGACAGUGCCCAAGCGACGGUAGUGGAAGGAGGAGCGGCCCACUUGAUGCCUCAGGAUAGUUUCGCUAUUCAGGCCGUCAAUGAUGCGUUUUGCAGAAUGGUAGAAUCGGCAGUUUAA
Messenger RNA from Penicillium verrucosum, 756 nucleotides. RefSeq lists its product as uncharacterized. Gene Ontology annotation, cellular component: nucleus; cytoplasm. Bases 1 to 756 code for a protein of 251 amino acids. NCBI's taxonomy places the organism in Eukaryota, Fungi, Ascomycota, Eurotiomycetes, Eurotiales, Aspergillaceae. The record is from RefSeq and is a predicted model, not a curated record. The transcript is spliced from 3 exons.